CAUUUCUUACGCACAACUGUGAUAGUAAACUGUCUAGACUUGAUAACAAAUACACUUAAACAGGAGAGUAAAACAGAUAGCAAUCUUUAAAUACUUUAUUUAAGAUUGUAACAUGAUCUGUGAACUAUUGGGAGAUUAUUAACAGUGAAAAUACUGGAUUAUAGGUGUAAGUUGCGAAAUACUGGGAAUAUAUUGAAAAGAAUUGGCGAAACGGACUAGUUUUACUGAUAAAUAAAAUCUAACCUUCCUGAAUGGACAGUUAAUAAAACUAUGCAACAAAUGUUGACGUCAAAAGAUCACAAAGACGCUCGCACAUAUCCGUCAGCGUUCCAGCCCGUCGGCGUCCUGGCAAAAUCGUCGGCGGAUGCUGGGAAAAAGAGAGAUAGUGGGUAUGGCUCAGAUGUUUCUCCGGCAGGUCUCAAAACUCAGUCUCGAAGAUUUACAUUUGAUGAGGAUGACGUGGAUUCGGAGUUAUGUCAAGCGCUGGAUGAAAUAGAUAUAAGCGCUGAUGAAGAUGUGUUUGUCGAUCAUUUUGAACCUCUGAUUCAAGUGAUAAACGAAUGUGAUGAAAGUGAUGAAACAGACAAAGAAGUUGAGGAAUUGUUUGAUGAAUAUCAUUCGGAAAAUACAGUGUCGGAAAAUGUACAAAUACGUCGGCCACCGGCGCCGUUACCGACACCGGAUGUAAAUAACGGAAGUGAUAUCACACAUUCUGCCGACGGCUCCAGGGAUCUUUGUUUGAUAGCCUCACCUUUCUAUCAUACAAAUUGGAAUACAAAUGACAGACAUAUAUGCAAAAAUCCAUUCCGUCCUAUUGUAAGCCGCAGUGUGGGGACUCAGACCCCAAACCCACAUUGCCAACUCGUCCAGGAUGCUCUGCGCUCAAAAAAGGUCACACUGAGAAGGGGUCGUCUGCGUCUGCAAUCAGACAGUGAACAAGUCUUCUAUCCUUUACCGGAUGUAGUGCCAAUAUCACGUGAUCGUUCCAUCUCCCUACCGGAUGUGCCGUCAUUCCACGAGCAUGAGCAGCACGUAGGCCGGGAGCUCAGAAGAAUUAGUGAUGACUUUCAUUCCGUCUACCUCCGACGACAUAGAAGGCAAAGGACAAGGUCGGAAGAGCCUUCAACGUCGUCCAGAUUUUCUGUCGAUCUUCCAGGCUACUGGAACAGUCUGCGCAGGUUCGUGUCUAGUAGUCCAAUCUUCCAGGCAUGGUCCAGAGAGAACCACUGACCAGUGGUCCAAUCUUCCAGGCAUGGUCCAGAGAGAACCACUGACCAGUGGUCCAAUCUUUAGGGACUUAAACCAUGCUCCAUAUUAAUCAUCAGGGGUCCUAAAUAACGCCCUAACCAAGUCUUUUAGGUCAUUUCAAGAGGUGGGGUUGAGACUUGGUCUGGGAAACAUGACACCGUCCUGUGCAUUGAAAGAAAGAAACGUUCGGGUGCAUGAAUGUGUCAUUGGUCGCUCUAAUCAGCUGACUAGAGAAAACACUGGUAUGGAAGAUUCAGGGAACACAUAGGAAAGUGCAACCAAAGCCUCUUGUGACUUUGAGUCUGGAAAAAUGUUCAGACUUGGCUCAGACUUGUUUACGGAGAACUCAUGGAAAUAUUGUCGGACUUUUACCAGAGUUAAACAGGCGAACAGUUUUCGUACUGGUGUUUAUUAGAAUUGGCCAAACUUUUGGACAGUAUCAUUAACUAGUGUUUUGAAUAUAUAUAUCUUUGUUUCUGUAGUAACAGUCUAAAUUGCAAAUUGGAGGCUCAGCAGACAUGAAAACUGCGACUUAAGUUGUGCAAUUAAUACUGAAAAAUAUACUGUGCUUAUUUCAUCAGUCACUUAAAUAAAUGUAAUAUCUACUGCGGAAAACAAUUGUACAACACAUUUUAUAGAUGUAUACUCUAUUAUUUUCUUACACCUGUUACAUCAGUCUGUUCACAUGUCCUAGUCAUGACACGAGCAUAACGCCUCACAUUUUACGUUUUACAAGGUGACUGUUCGCAAUUUUCAAAUUAUUUCUUUUUUUUUUCUUUUUGUAAAUAUGUGUUAGGAACUAUUGUUCACAAAUGUAGAGGUUUUCAAAUGAUCUCAGCGGCUGUUGAUUCCUUUUUUAGAAUGUAAAAGGAAAAGGAUGUAUAAUAUUGUUUGUAUAAAAAGGCGAUAUAUUAGUAUUGUAUUUUAAUUUAUUAUUCCCUUAUUUUCCACUAACUGUCUCGCGUACAAACUUUGAAUUUUUAAAACGUCAUGAACUCGCUUAAUUAAUGGGGAUUAUAUAAGCACAUUAUGUUAUUUUAUUUCUAGCAUGCUUUUCGUACAUAUUUGUUUCCCAAAUUUCGUAUUUUAUUUUAUUAUAUUUCCAACUUUAAUUCAGUGCAAUUCCAGAUUUUAUUGCUUCCACGUUUUUUUGCCAUUUUUUGAUGGUUAUUACACUUAUUUGUGUAAAUACAUUUACCAAACGACGUCUGCUUUGACUAAUGCUCAAGUUUGCUUAAGAAUAUAAGAAUUUUUAAUUGGUUGAAGGUACGGAUGGAAAUAUCUGGCUCGAGGAUAACUGUAGAGGCGAUAACGAGGCUCUGCCGAUUUACAGCAGAACAGUUACCCAAGAGCCAGAUAUUUCCAUCCGCACCUUCAACUAGUGAUAGAUUCUUUUUCUUACCGUAUUCUUCAGUUAAUAGAAGAAAUAAACUAAAACGAAUGCUUUUCUUUUAAGCCUUUUUUUAGUAGCAUAUGAAUUUAUGCAUUCAUUCAUAAAUUAAAGCAUGUGAUUUAUCUUACACCCCGGUGUGUAUGACCAAUUUUUCUAGCAUCGGCAAAAGCACGAGAAUAUCCGGUUUGGCUUGCAAGAAAGCGCUGCCCUUUUCAGUACUUUAAAAUAUGAGCCGUGCCAUGAGAAAACCAACAUAGUGGGUUUGCGACCAGCAUGGAUCCAGACCAGCCUGCGCAUCCGCGCAGUCUGGUCAGGAUCCAUGCUGUUCGCUAACGGUUUCUCUAAUUGCAAUAGACUUUGAAAGAAUGCGCAGGCUGGUCUGGAUCCUUGCUGGUCGCAAAGCCACUAUGUUGGUUUUCUCAUGGCGCGGCAUUAUAUUGAAAGAUUUCAGUUUGAUUUGGGUUUUUUUUUUCUCAAGAAAUAUUUUAGUGUUGAAAAAAAAACAACAACAGAAUUUCAAGAGAUUAUCUUUUACAUGUUUAUAUUGCAGCUGUUCCAAGUCCUGGCCAGUGCGGUCGGUCUGUAACUUCUAAAACUAAUGUUUUUUGUAUCGGCAUUAUUUGGUGCAGUUUUUAGUUUAAUUCAUCAUCUUUUACAUGCAAAAUGUUAAAUAUGUAUACAUUUAUAUACUGCUAAUGCUUUCCGUUACCUUUGUAAAAAAAAAUAUGGGUCUUUGUCUUUUCCAAAUAUAGAUGUUAGUUUAUUAUGGUGUAUUUGGUUUAUCCAUUUGUCAUUUCUGCUAAUAUCAGAUCAUGUACAAACAAAGAUAUCUGGUAAAGCAUAAUAACUGAGCCGCAUCAUGACAAAACCAACAUAGUGCAUAUGCAAUCAGCAUGGAUCCAGACUUCUCUAAUUGCAAUAGGGUUUGAAAGCGGAUGCACAGGCUGUUCUGGAUGCAUGCUGGUCGCAAAUGCACUGUGUUGGUUUUCUCAUGGCGCGGCAGAAAUAAACGUCAUAAAAAGCGCGGGAAAUUCGGGUUUCUCGGUUACAUUAUGAAAAAACAUUCAUAUUUAAAAAUGAAAAACAAAAAUUUGAUCAUCCUAUGCUCUAACAACAUCUCUAGAGUGCAAAAGCAUGUUUGUUCUUUCUUUCUGUAUAAACGUACACUGUAUUGAUAAAUUAACCUGACCAGAUCAACAACUUCUGUACCACCAAAAAAAAUCUUUCUUAUCUAAGAAAACAAAUGAAUAUAAAGGGCUUAGAAAUUUACCAGACAGCUUUGCCAGUGCAAGAUCAUACUUUCAUGAAAUUUUCGUGUAUCAUGUAUGUUAUAAAAAUGAAUUUGAAAAAUGUGAAAGUUGUUAUAUCAGCAGUAUUUGCGUCAAUGAACAAUCAAGGAAAACUGCGAUUGUCUAUCCAUGAUGAUAAAUCUCUGGGAAUUAUUGUCAUUUAUUGUAGAUGGUUGAAAAAUAAAAAAAAACUGAUGAAUUUG
Messenger RNA from Mercenaria mercenaria, 4133 nucleotides. RefSeq lists its product as uncharacterized. The coding region runs from base 271 to 1230 and encodes 319 amino acids. NCBI's taxonomy places the organism in Eukaryota, Metazoa, Mollusca, Bivalvia, Venerida, Veneridae. The transcript is spliced from 4 exons. The record is from RefSeq and is a predicted model, not a curated record.